This is a messenger RNA of Cylindrotheca closterium, 831 nucleotides long. The record is from the annotation of a GenBank genome assembly. Lineage: Eukaryota; Bacillariophyta; Bacillariophyceae; Bacillariales; Bacillariaceae.
AUGACUGUUACCAUCAAAAAGGCUGGUGAGGCGGUCGCCAAGCAAGUGAUUCAAAGUGGAUCCAAAGCAGCAGCUGCCAAGGGAAGCCCCAGCAUCAAGCUGACCGAACCCCGUGCUGUGACCAAGGAAGAGGCUCAAAAUGUUGUCCCCAGCAAGGAGAGUGUAAAAACCACCAUGAUGCCCUGGAGAGGUUGGGUUGAUCGAGUUAUGAAGGAUAAGUUGAGCGAAAAAACUUACAAGGGCAUCCGUGACUUUGCUUACUUUAUGCCCGAUGGACCUUACGAUGUUAUGGAGCAAAUGCCUUCCCCGGCAACCAAGGUUCCAAUCUCUCAGGAUGGCGAAGCAGCUUCCUUCCGCGAAGUCUCUCCCGGAUCCCAAGGUUUCGUUGACAUUCCUAAGUUCGACCUUGAUGAUGAUCCAUAUGAUUCUGCCUACUUUAAGACGGACACUCGUCGCCGUUACAUAGAUCCUGAAAACCCGCACCCCGAAAUUGAGGAUUUGAAGUUGGCCAUGCAAGAUCCUAACGACCCUGAAGUGCAAGAUGCCAAGGCCAAGCUUGCUGCUGGACCAGGAUCGUCGAAGGGAAACGGAGGUAACUUCCCUACCGGUCCUUCCGACUUUGAUCCAAGUGGAUUGAGAGCUGUCAUGAGUGUCACUCAAGCCGCAAUUGAUGAGGAGUUGGACAAACACAUGCCCGAUCACCUUCCGGAAUCAGUCUGGACUGCAAAGGACGAGGAACUGAUUAAAUGGUACAAGGACAACGACCUUCCAGUUCCAAUCGGUGGAAACUGGAACUACAUUAGCAAGCACCGCCGGGUGGCUCGAUGGUAA